Messenger RNA from Paramecium sonneborni, 818 nucleotides. NCBI's taxonomy places the organism in Eukaryota, Ciliophora, Oligohymenophorea, Peniculida, Parameciidae. The record is from the annotation of a GenBank genome assembly.
AUGUCGAAACCAAGAUCAACAAGUUCAAUAGAAUAAAGAAUAAAAGAUGUUAGAAUGUAAAAAUCAAGAAAUUAUUCACAUGCUGAUGGAACAUGUGUAUGUGUUGAUUGUUUAUGUGGUUAAUGCAAAUGUUAGGUAGUGUAAUAACCUUAUGAUUAUCCUAAACUAUUAUUGUCAAAUUAUAAAAGAGAAUUUAUGUGGAAAUACUCUUCUCCUCCAAAGCCAGUGUAAAAGAUAGAAUAUUAAUCAAAUUUCGAUCAAAUUUUUAGAUCUUCUACUUACUAAAGAAAUUUUUAAUCAUUUAAUCUUUAGAAAACUGAAAAUUUCAAACCAUCAUCCUAAGAUUGGAAAAAUGAUUCUCCAAUAGUAGAAAUGACAUCUUAUAGAACAAACUUUAAACAAUUGCCAAAUAGUAUGAUAUAAAAGUUACAUUAGACAUCACUUUAAUGCUCAAGCCUAUAGAGGUUGAUCAUUCUGUAAAUUUACCAAUAUCUCAAAAGACAACUUAUAAGAAUCACUUUAGAGCAUGUAGUUCUUAAUUAGAAAAUGAUCAUUAUGUUAGAGAAGCUCAUUAUAAAAGACACACUAAUUAAACACCAAAUCCAUAUUUAAAAACAUCUUAUUAACAUUUUUAUAAUGUUGUUUCAUAAUCAUAAACUAAUGCAAUUUUACCAUAAUAAAACUAACCAUUUAUGCCAGCCUUAUCUGGAUAGUAAAAUCGAAAAAGUAGAUAUUAAUCAGACUAUAAGAAAAAAUAAGGACUUAAAUGUCAGGCUAGGCAAUUUUUAGAAGAAUAUAUUAUUAUUCAUUAAGAUUGA